AUGACACAAGGACGCUUUUGGCCCAAAAGGGAAGUAAUUUGUUAUUCCAGUGCUCCCGGUAUGGGAAAAACUACUUUUGUCCAAAAUCUGGCUAAUGCUAUGGGUCGGGACUGCUCAAAAAAUCCGGUUAUUCUCCUCGAUGAAUUAGAAAAAGUCGAGGAUAAAGAAAUUCAGAAGCAUUUAAUCCAACUUUUUCAGGAUUAUAAAGCAGGAAAAAAGUUCACUGAUAAAUAUUUUCAAACAGAAAUAGAUUUAAGCCAUAUUACCUUUUUUGCUACUGUAAAUUAUAUUGAUGAUUUGGAUCUAGAAUUAAAAAAAGAAAUUGAUAUAACUGAGUUGCCAGAUUUCACUGAUGAAGAAAAAGAAAAAAUUUUAAAAAUGAAAGCGGAUGAGAUUAAUGAAAAAUACCCCGAAAAAAAAGGUGGCAUUAUAAAUGAAAGGAUUAUUAAAGAAAUACUCAAGCAAAUUAAAGAAGUGGGAGUAAGACAAGCCGAAAGAGCACUACGUAAAAUUGAGGAAGAAUAUAUUUAUACUAAAAACAAUAAUGAAAAAUUUACCGUUACAGAAAAUCCUUCAGAAUGA
Molecule: messenger RNA, 582 nt
Organism: Paraglomus occultum
Lineage: Eukaryota; Fungi; Glomeromycota; Glomeromycetes; Paraglomerales; Paraglomeraceae
Source: the annotation of a GenBank genome assembly